Messenger RNA from Drosophila melanogaster (fruit fly), 1636 nucleotides. RefSeq names its product iduronate 2-sulfatase (gene Ids). Gene Ontology annotation, cellular component: lysosome; lysosomal lumen. Lineage: Eukaryota; Metazoa; Arthropoda; Insecta; Diptera; Drosophilidae. Gene Ontology annotation, molecular function: iduronate-2-sulfatase activity. Gene Ontology annotation, biological process: carbohydrate derivative catabolic process. The record is from RefSeq and is marked reviewed. The transcript is spliced from 4 exons. Bases 18 to 1556 code for a protein of 512 amino acids.
CUUCCUUCGCCGUAGACAUGAUCACUGCUCGUCUCCUGCUCUCGCUGAUGAUGCCAGUGCUGCUGGACGCAGCUGCUCCGCCACGACGGCCGAAUGUGGUGAUGGUGAUCUUUGAUGAUCUGCGUCCAGUUAUUGGAGCUUAUGGCGAUACGCUGGCCAGCACGCCGUAUUUGGAUAACUUUGCUAGAGGAAGUCACAUCUUUACAAGAGUUUACAGCCAGCAAUCCCUGUGUGCACCCAGCCGGAAUUCGCUGCUCACGGGUCGAAGACCGGAUACUCUGCAUCUGUACGAUUUCUACAGUUACUGGCGCACUUUCACCGGAAAUUUCACCACUUUGCCGCAGUACUUCAAGGAGCACGGAUAUUACACCUAUAGCUGUGGAAAGGUCUUCCAUCCUGGCCUCUCAUCCAACAACACGGAUGACUAUCCCCUUAGUUGGUCGGCUCCAGCAUUUCGUCCCCGAACCGAGCAGUUUAUGAACUCGCCAGUGUGUCCCGAUAAGGAGGGCAUUCUGCGGAAGAAUCUCAUCUGUCCAGUGGAGCUACAAACUCAGCCGUACAAAACGCUGCCGGACAUCGAGUCCGUGGCGGAGGCAUUGCGCUUUGUGGGCUCACGGAGCAGGCACAGCCAGGAACCAUUUUUUCUGGCCAUGGGCUUCCACAAGCCGCACAUUAAUUUCCGGUUCCCACGGCAAUUCCUUUCGAGAUUCAACCUUUCCCAGUUUUACAAUUACACGGAGGAUAGCCUGAAGCCGCCGGAUAUGCCGGCAGUGGCCUGGAAUCCUUACACAGAUGUGCGGGCCAGGGAUGACUUCAAGCACUCCAACAUAUCCUUUCCCUACGGACCGAUAUCCCCACUCCAGGCUGCUCAGAUACGACAGAGCUACUACGCCUCGGUGUCCUAUGUGGAUGAUCUGUUUGGCAAGUUGAUUGGGGGAUUGGAUCUGGAUGAGACGGUGGUGGUCGCUCUGGGGGAUCAUGGCUGGUCUCUGGGUGAGCACGCCGAGUGGGCCAAGUACAGCAACUUCGAGGUGGCGCUCAGGGUUCCACUGAUCAUAAGAAGUCCACAGUUCCCUGUCGCCCAAACGAAGUACUAUCACGGGAUCACAGAACUCCUUGAUGUUUUCCCCACUUUGGUGGAUCUGGCAGGAUUACCCAAAUUGGACAAAUGCCAGAGCUCUCAGGAGUUGACCUGUGGCGAGGGAAAAAGUCUUUACCAUCAGCUGAUGGGAUUGGGAAGGGCGGAUGAGCACGUGGCUCUCAGUCAGUACCCAAGACCAGGAAUGCUGCCCACAAAGCACCCGAACAGCGACAAGCCGAAGUUAAGGAAUAUAAAAAUCAUGGGCUAUAGUCUCAGAACCGAUAUAUAUAGGUAUACCAUGUGGGUGAGGUUCCAUGCGCAAAACUUUAGCAGAGAUUGGCACGAUGUGUAUGGCGAGGAGUUGUACGACCACCGCCUGGAUUCGGGCGAGGAAUUGAACCUGAUGCCCCUGCCGCAGUUCGAUGAUGUGCGUCAGCGCCUUCGCCGGCGAUUGAUGGAGAUGGUGGGCAGCUAGUGGAGAUCGGCUGUCCCUUCCCCUUCGAAUCCCUCUGAUUUUGAAUGAAUUCAUAAGCAAUAAAGGCAGCGCGACAAACG